CCGCUUAAAUUUCCCCAUGUGACCACUGCGUCUCGACCACGUCCUCCCCCUCUCUCUCUCUCUCUCCUGCUCUGCGAGCAUCGCCAUUGACAGUGGACUGAAGGAGCUCCGAGAGAAGCUCUUCAGAAUCUCUCUCGAAUCCUCGUCAGUUCUGGGCUUCUGGGCAGCUCAGAAACCGGGGGGCCAGCUCAAGCAACUUGUCAAGUUCUCUCCUUUUGUUCUCUUUUUUUGGGGGGUUGGAGUCCCUUUUGUCCAUACGACUUUUCUGAGCUCUUUAUUAUUGCAAGACUCAAUCUUGAGCCGUUUGGAUAUUCUUUUUGGCCAGAAAUUAAAGUGCCCACAUUGCAAGAAAGUGGUAUUAUUUUUUCGGGAGGCGGGGUGGGGGUCUCCUCGUAGGGCCGUGGCUGUUUUAGUUCUCUGGGUGGAAAGGGCAGAUCUUUGGUCUGGUUUAUGGUUCAGGAGCUUCAAAACAAGAAACACGGUGCUAGUGUUGCUGAUGCUUUUCCCCACCACUAAAAGACCUUUCGUCGGUGUCGUCCGAUGAGGGUUCACGACUAUUCUUUUUUCCUUUCCGUUUCUGGUGAAAUCGACUCAUUUUGAUGUUCAUGCCUUGAACCCACAUAUGCAAAGCUCAUCUUGAUGUCUUCCUCCGAUUUCUGGUGGUGGAAUUCGACCCAUUUACCUACCAGUUACUAACAGGAAAUCGUCCGCUUCUUUCAUCAACCCUCCAGCGUUGAUUGAAGUUAUUGGCCAGCCCAAGAAAAACGGCACACUUUGUGUUUUUUUAUUUUUUAUUUUUAUCAUCUCAUUUGAUGCUCUGAACAUAAGGUCUCCAGUUUGACCUUCUCUUCGUGUUUCAGUGAACAUCUUCCUGGGCGAAAGUAUAUUCUUCUUUCGUUUUGGAAUUAUUGCUUGUUCGUUCUUUUGAAGGAGAGUACUUGAGGAAAACCCAUCUGGGUCAUUGCUUUCCGGAUGCAAGAGCAAGCAAUCCGGAACAGUUACAUUACUUCUUCCUGGUUCUUGAUAGAAGAUUGAAGGUUCUAGAACAAGAGGAAGAAAGCUAGUGCAAAAGAAAUAAAGUAAAAAGAGGUAUUUCUGCUGCUUUAUUAGUUUAUUGUGGAGUAUGGCAAGUGGAAUGGAGAACCAGGGGGAAAUUCCUGCGAAUUUGAAGAAACAGCUUGCUCUGGCUGUGAGAAAAAUCCAAUGGAGCUACGGAAUCUUCUGGUCCAUCUCAACCAGACAGCCUGGGGUCUUGGAGUGGGGUGAUGGGUACUACAAUGGAGACAUCAAAACCAGGAAAACAAUUCAAGCUGUGGAACUUAAUACUGACCAGAUUGGUAUGCAGAGAAGCGAGCAACUGAGGGAACUAUAUGAGUCUCUAUCCGCUGGUGAAUCCAGCCCACAAGUUAGAAGGCCUUCAGCAGCAUUGUCCCCUGAAGAUCUCACUGACGCGGAGUGGUAUUAUUUGGUUUGCAUGUCGUUCAUCUACGACAUUGGCCAAGGGUUGCCAGGAAGAACAUUAACUACAGGCCAGCCUACCUGGCUCUGCAAUGCCCAUUAUGCAGAUAGCAAAGUCUUCACUCGCUCUCUAUUGGCAAAGAGUGCAUCCAUUCAGACUGUGGUGUGCUUUCCAUUUCGAGGGGGCGUGAUUGAGCUUGGUGUGACCGACCAGGUUUCGGAGGACCCUGGUGUCAUCCAUCAAGUCAAAGGUACUCUUCUGGAAAUCCAAUACCCAAUAGCUUCCAAGAAAUUCAGUGCUCUUAUUGGAGAUACGAUAGACCAAGACGAUGUUGAUAUUCUCGAUCACGACAUUCUUGAUGUCAAAUUGGUUCCUGUGGCAAGAGAACUGGAUAUGGCUUCUCCAGACACCAGCUCAAAUGGUUUUGAGGCCAAUCAGCUACCGGAGAAUUCAUUUGUGGUUGAAGUGAUAAAUGGAGUAGCUUCUCAAGCACAGAGUUGGCAGUUCAUGGAUGAUGAGUAUAGCAACUGCUUACACCAUUCUGUGAACUCCAGCGAUUGCAUAUCCCAAACCAUAGUUGAACCUACAAACUUAAGGUCAGUCCAAGAAGAUGACAAGGCAAAUGACCCUCAAGGAUGUGGUUACGAGAAGCCAACCAUCUUGGAGAAUGAAAUUGAUGAUGUACAUUACCAGAGUGUCCUUUCAUCGCUUUUGAGAACGUCACACCAGUUGAUCGUUGGGCCACAUUUUCAAAGGGGUAAUAGGGAGUCGAGUUUUGUCGCUUGGAAGAAGGGAUGGUUUCCAUCUCGGCAAACCACACAAGGUGGGACACCGCAAGAGGUACUGAAGAGAAUCCUAUUUCAAGUUCCAAGGAUGUAUGAUAAUGCUCUUCAGUCCCCCUUAGAAGAUGGCGGGGAAAAUGGAGUUUGGAGGCCGGAGGCUGAUGAAAUUGGUCUGAACCAUGCAAUAUUGGAAAGGAAGCAAAAGGAAAAAAUAAACGAUCGCUUGGGUGUACUGAAAUCCAUGGUUCCCUCGGUCAGCAAGGUUGACAAGCUGUCUAUAUUAGACGACACCAUUGCGUACCUGAGGGAGCUCCAGAGGAAGGUUGAAGAGUUGGAAUCUUGGGGGAUUGGGAUGGAAGUAGAAGCGAAAUCGAGAAGAAAGCCCCAUGACAUGGUCGAGCGGACUUCCGAUAACUGCGGGACCCAUGUGACAGGCUCAGGCAAGAAGCCGGUCAGAAACAAGAGGAAGGCCAGCAACAUUGAUAGCAUGGAGCUGGAGACCAAUUCUGUAGUGCAGAGAGAUGUGUCUGCUGAUAAUUUGACAGUCAAGAUUAACGAUAGGACUGUGCUAAUUGAGAUGCGGUGCUCUUCGAGAGAGGGAGUAUUGCUCGAGAUCAUAAACGAGGUGAACAAUCUCCAUUUAGAUUCUCACUCAGUUCAGUCAUCGACCAUCGACGGGAUUCUGUCCUUGACCAUUAAAUCUAAGUUCACAGGAUCGACGGUAAUGUCUGCUGCAACAAUCAAACAAGCACUAUGGAGAUUCGCUCGGAAAUGCGGAAAUUCAUCUCCAUACUAGCAACUGCAUGUCAGUUUACAUGACACGGUGAUAUUAGCGUAGUCCUUUGUAUUGCAAGACCACUGUAGAAGCCUGUUGAGUAGUUCUUCACGACAGUUGUUCUCGGUAGAUAGUCCAAUAAAAUGAAGGUGAAUUCUGCAAACAUUUUGUAAUUUGUACUUAAUAUGAGACGUUCAUCACAUGCCUUUGUACCUAAAAGAAAUCAAUGACUUAAAUCUGUUUUCUUGCUGCUG
Molecule: messenger RNA, 3270 nt
Organism: Eucalyptus grandis
Lineage: Eukaryota; Viridiplantae; Streptophyta; Magnoliopsida; Myrtales; Myrtaceae
Product: transcription factor EGL1
Exons: 8
Coding region: 1124-3037 (637 amino acids)
Molecular function (GO): protein dimerization activity
Source: RefSeq, a predicted model, not a curated record